AUGACUUAUCCAGACAGUACCAAGACAUUAUCGAGCAAGGGUGUACAGAUUGAAGUGUCAACAACAGCAACUCCAACUACUCCCUUAACGUCUAGGAGUCAACAACAGCAACUCCAACUACUCCCAUUACGUCUAGGAGUCAACAACAGCAACUCCAACUACUCCCUUAACGUCUACGAUUCAACAACAGCAACUCCAACUACUCCCUUAACGUCUAGGAGUCAACAACAGCAACUCCAACUACUCCCAUUACGUCUAGGAGUCAACAACAGCAACUCCAACUACUCCCUUUACUAUUUAACAACAGCAACUCCAACUACUCCCUUAACGUCUAGGAGUCAACAACAGCAACUCCAACUACUCCCUUUACGUCUACGAUUCAACAACAGCAACUCCAACUACUCCCUUAACGUCUACGAUUCAAACAACAGCAACUCCAACUACUCCCUUUACGUCUGCAACUCCAACUACUCCCUUAACGUCUACGAUUCAACAACAGCAACUCCAACUACUCCCUUAACGUCUAGGAGUCAACAACAGCAACUCCAACUACUCCCUUUACGUCUAGGAGUCAACAACAGCAACUCCAACUACUCCCUUUACGUCUACAACUCCAACUACUCCCUCUACGUCCACGAUUCAACAACAGCAACUCCAACUACUCCCUUAACGUCUAGGAGUCAACAACAGCAACUCCAACUACUCCCUUUACGUCUACGAUUCAACAACAGCAACUCCAACUACUCCCUUAACGUCUACGAUUCAACAACAACAACAACUCCAACUACUCCCUUUACGUCUAGGAGUCAACAACAGCAACUCCAACUACUCCCUCUACGUCUACGAUUCAACAACAGCAACUCCAACUACUCCCUUAACGUCUACGAUUCAACAACAGCAACUCCAACUACUCCCUUAACGUCUAGGAGUCAACAACAGCAACUCCAACUACUCCCUUUACGUCUAGGAGUCAACAACAGCAACUCCAACUACUCCCUUAACGUCUACGAUUCAACAACAGCAACUCCAACUACUCCCUUUACGUCUAGGAGUCAACAACAGAAACUCCAACUACUCCCUUUACGUCUAGGAGUCAACAACAGCAACUCAACAACAGCAACUCCAACUACUCCCUUUACGUCUAGGAGUCAACAACAGCAACUCCAACUACAGCAACUCCAACUACUCCCUUUACGUCUACUACUCCAACUAGACCCUUUACGUCUACGAUUCAACAACAGCAACUCCAACUACUCCCUCUACGUCCACGAUUCAACAACAGCAACUCCAACUACUCCCUUAACGUCUAGGAGUCAACAACAGCAACUCCAACUACUCCCUUUACGUCUACGAUUCAACAACAGCAACUCCAACUACUCCCUUAACGUCUACGAUUCAACAACAGCAACUCCAACUACUCCCUUAACGUCUAGGAGUCAACAACAGCAACUCCAACUACUCCCUUUACGUCUACGAUUCAACAACAGCAACUCCAACUACUCCCUUAACGUCUACGAUUCAACAACAGCAACUCCAACUACUCCCUUUACGUCUGGAGUCAACAACAGCAACUCCAACUACUCCCUUAACGUCUACGAUUCAACAACAGCAACUCCAACUACUCCCUUUACGUCUAGGAGUCAACAACAGCAACUCCAACUACUCCCAUUACGUCUAGGAGUCAACAACAGCAACUCCAACUACUCCCUUAACGUCUAG
Molecule: messenger RNA, 1719 nt
Organism: Mya arenaria
Lineage: Eukaryota; Metazoa; Mollusca; Bivalvia; Myida; Myidae
Product: myosin-G heavy chain-like
Exons: 8
Coding region: 1-1719 (572 amino acids)
Source: RefSeq, a predicted model, not a curated record